Molecule: messenger RNA, 4643 nt
Organism: Gasterosteus aculeatus aculeatus (three-spined stickleback)
Lineage: Eukaryota; Metazoa; Chordata; Actinopteri; Perciformes; Gasterosteidae
Gene: cep104
Product: centrosomal protein 104
Cellular component (GO): cilium
Source: RefSeq, a predicted model, not a curated record
GGUCCAAGUAGAUUUUACUCAACCGAAUAGUCAUUAAUAUCUAAAACAACUUAAACGCAUGUAAAACUACAUGUACGACAAUCCAGUGCGAAUGACGACGGUUCCUCUACUGCGCAUGCGCGGCCGAGUGUUGUCAGCGGUGGUUAUGGAGAUGGGUCUACAACCUGUCAAUAGCACUCCAAUGUUCGUGUGUACGUCAGAGGGAUGCCCCGGAAGAUAGGAUUCAUUGUGGUCAACUCUUCAAGUCAUGAGGACAACUUCAGUGCUAAGGAGCUCAUGGUCCAUGCACCCACAGUCAACGGCUGGAGGUCUAGCAGGUUGUGCUGCUACCCCCAGUACGUCACCCUACAGCUGGCGGAGAGAAGUAGGGUGAGGAAACUGCAGCUUCUGGGCCACCAGUACCUGAUCCCAUCCAAGGUUGAGUUCCACAUUGGAGACACCCUCCCUGAGUCCAGCAGCUCGACGUUCCCUGGGCAGCUUCGCAGACUCGGGUACGUGUCUUUGUCAGAAAAUGAGAAGACAGGCUUCCAAGCACGGGAGCUGAAGUCAGUGCACGUAGACGCCAUCGGAACGUAUCUGAGAAUCACCUUCCAUAGGAACCAUGUCAACCAUCACAAUCACCACAAUCAGGUCGCUUUGGUUGCCAUUAAUGUUCUGGGAGAUUCUUCGGAUGGCAACGCCUUCAACACAAUUCCAAGCAGAGAGCAGCUGAUCGAACAGUACCUCAACAGUACCCAGCUGGAAGCCGCCUUGGAGACGACCUUCAUGGGUAAAUGUGAGUCCAUCUCCCCUUUGGACGACCUGGCCUUCGACAUGUACCAGGACCCCGAAGUUGCCAACAUCAUCCGACUCCUGGACCAAAAGAAGCAGGAGAUGGUCCAGCGGGAGGAAUACGAGCAGGCCAAGAAUCUGAAGCAGGCCAUCGCAGACCUGCAGAAGGUGGGCGAGCGUUUGGCUCGAUACGAUGUGGAGAAGCGAUGUGCGAUCGAAAAGGAAGACUACGACCUGGCCAAGAGGAAAAAAGAGCUGAUGGAAGAGUACAGGAGGAGCGUCUACCAGCAGCUGGAGGUCCACAACGUGCUGGACAUGGCAACGAUCACGCGGGCCGCAGAGUCAUCGUCGGCCCGCGACCCUCCUGCCCCUCUGCCUUCUCCUGGUCACCGCUCUGCCCCCGCUAAGCCCCUUGUGUCCACAAACACAUUCAGGGAGGGGAAAAAUACAAGCGCUCCCCAGAACCAACAGUCAGACACAGAAACCGCUGUGGCCAAAGUGAGCAGCCAGCUCGACCCCCCGUGCAUCCCCUCUGCUGUGCCUGAGAUAGAUGUUACCUGUGUGCCUCAUGACGAGAGGCCGCUCCCGGCCAUUCGGAGGACGGAGCGGCCUGUGGAGUCGGCUCUGUCCUCUGAGGAGCAGCGCUCCCCCCAGCCUGGUGCUCGAAGGGCUCCACACAGCCCAGAGGUGAGCGGAGAGCCGGAGCCCCUGACGGAGACGGCCCAGAGAGAGGCUGGCCUUCCACUAGAGGUCUACGGAGAAAGCGUGCCCCUCUGUCUACUCCAGGUGGCCGGGGCGUAUUCCAAAACUUGGUCCUACAGAGAAAACGCUCUCCUGGCUGUGUACAAGAAGCUGUCGGAGCUCUCACCCGCCACCCCCAAGGAGGAGCUGAGAAACAUGACAAGAGCUGCUGUCUUCCUGGUCAAGAAGUCCCUCCUGGAUAAGGUGUCUUCUGUUUUCCACGCCUCCUUGAAGCUGCUGCGGUUACUGCUCAGCCAGCUGGUCCCGGGUCUGGGGCCGGGCCGGGCCGAGGUGAGCCACUGCAUAGAUCAGACUUGGCCCAGCCUGCUGGCCAGGACCGGAGACUCAGUGAGCCGCCUCCGCUGCGCGGCCUCUGCCUUCAUUCAGGAAAUUGCUGUUUUGAAGGAUGUACGCGCUCUGCAUGUAAUCCCUGGUGAGCUGGUGAAGCCCUUCAAGUCCAACUUCCCCUCCCGUCCGGCUCAGAGUCGGGUCGAGCUGCUCCAGAAGUUGCUUGCUGAACUGGGGACGGAAAACUCGGGCUUCACCCCGGACAACGUCAUGACGUUCUGUGCAGCAGCUUUGGAGCACAACGCAUCGGCGGUUCGGGAUCUGGCUGCACGCGUCAUCUUGUCCAUGUACCAGCAGCACAGAGCAGCGGUUCUCCACCACCUGCCGCCCAACAAUGCUGUGGCACGAAAAAACUAUCUCUUCAAAACCCUCUUUGAUGGCUUCUCAAAGAUUGAUGGAAAGCCGGUUUCAAAUGAGGGAGGUGGUCAGCAGGAGGGGCAAAAGGCGAAGGAGGAGAUCCACUCUCUUCAGGAGCAGCUGGCCGCCUUGAAAGAGAUCACAGAGAGAGGGAACGACACCACCAAAGGACAAAUGCCAAAGAAAGAAGCCCCAAAAGCUGAGUCCCAAAGAGCUGGCAAGCCAACUGCCACAAAAGUGCCGCAGAACAAGGUGGCAGACAGUAUUGACGUCCAACCAUCCGUCAACUACCUGGACAACCUGUGUAUAUUCUGCGGGAAAAAGGAUGAGUCAUUCACAGAGGACGGAUUGGACCUUCACUACUGGAAACACUGUCCCAUGCUGAGGCGAUGCGACGAAUGUCGACAGGUCGUGGAGAUAGCCAGCCUCACGGAGCACCUCCUCGGCGAAUGUGACAGCAGGUCCAUGUUCAGCCAGUGCCCGCGCUGCUCGGAGGCCGUGGCCUCUGAAGAUCUGACGCGGCACGUUCAGGGCCCCGCCUGCAACGGGCCCAUCUCUGGAAAAAGCUCCAAUCACUGUCCUUUGUGUCACAACAACUUCCUGCCCGGAGAGAAGGCCUGGAAGGCUCACCUCAUGGGGAGGGAGGGCUGUAAACAAAACUGCCGAAGGACUGCGGUGUCCCAGAGAACCCAGCCGGCACAAGGCAGGGCUGGCGAUGGGGCCAACUUGAAGCAGGCCUGGUCGGUCGGGGCCAGAGGCAGAGCCAUGGGCAGAGGCAGCCGGAUCCCGGCCUUGGCCCACCGGGCCAGGGGACAUCCUCCGGGGAAGCACUGAGGCACCUGGAGAAACAAACACUCCUCCCCACCGUCCUGCACAGCGCCACUUUUAGAAAAGACAUCUGGAUGUUGGAUCUCUUUUGUCUGUAUCUUGAGAGUCCGGCGUCACACACCUGUCGGGCUCCCAAACAUGUGCCCACCGUGUGCUGCCGGCUGGUAUCCCCUUACAGAAGAGCUCUGUUUUGGAGGCUCUUAUAUUUCAAUUUGCUCGUGUUUGUUUUUGGAGGGACCGCGGACGGGCAGGAGAUGUAGAGCUCGACACGGGUCGGUGGCGUGCAUGUAAGGCACAGUGUUUAGGGGGAUCUGUGAGCAGAAAAGAAAUUGAAAACAUCACUAUGUUUCUCCUUUUUGUGUAGAAACCACGUCGUUUCGUUUAUGUGUCUACGUAGAGAGUCCGCCAUCUUGAAGCCGCCAUGUUUUUUGCUUUAGCCCAGAACGGAGGAACGUCCUUACGCGUCACCCGAAGGCCGCCCUGCUUCUCCGCUGUAACGCAAUCCCGUCUGACCCCUGCUGCUCCUGAAGCUGUUGUUAUGGUAUGCUUGGCUCCUGGAGCGAGGCCACCGGCGCCACCGUGGUUUUGCACUGGACGGCUCACGUUACCGCUGUCGCUGGAGUUUUGCUGGAGUUUUUUAUUUUUUGUUGUUUAAAGAACGAUCAAAGAUGUCCUUCAUUCCAACUCCACGCCCUCAGUUGGUAGUACGGGCUUUCGCUGAUGACAUCACUGUGAUGUCAUCAGCGUUGUGUCUCCAGACGCUGCGAACGUACAAAACAAUUUAUACAUGAAAUCUAAUGCAGUUGUACAUUUUUUUUUACUUAAAGGAUUUACGGGGUUGUAUUUAAUGAGAUUUGGAUCACAACUCUUGAGGAAAAUCCCCGGGUAUAUAAUACCAUUAAAUACUUAAUCAGUCACUAGAUCUUCCCAGAGCGCAGGUAGAGCGACUGACACUGUGAAGGAAUAAGCAUCCUCGAGCCUUUGACAACGCGAGUGUACCCAACACACUGCCAUCCGUUUACAUUUCUUCUUCCAUUUUCUAUAAAUUAUAUCGAAGGAAUGAAGUAGCACAUGCUAAGUGUCCAGUAUAGUAUGACCUUAAUUUAUUUUCCUUCUUACUGCUGAUUGACGAUCUUGACGAAGUAGCACAGCUUUGUCUUCCUCCCCGGACUCACACUAAAGAGAUGGAUCUAUUGUAUGCAGUUGAACAUGACGUAGACUGACCCGGGCGGACAGUCCGAAGGACUUUAAACUGAUAAUAUUUUGCUAGAUUUAUUUUUAAUGCUAGAAAUUGUACUUCCAUUGUACUGCAAAGUGUUAUGAUGAUGUUGAUUGUGACAUAUCUGCAAAAACCAUCUUUAAAACGGGUUUUUGAACCUUAUCUAAGCAAACUGUUAUGUUAGAAUAAUACCUGAUAAUGUGGUUGAUAACAUUUACUGCUGAUGCAUAAAAGUAUAUUUUGGUUUGAACUACCCAAUCCUUCACGUUGGCUUUUAUAUGAAUCUAUGACGCAAAAGUGUAUAUUUGUCCUGUUUUCAUUUGCAUAAUAGUCAGUAUUUAUAUCUGUAUUUGUUUAAAUAAAGCUAUAUGACGCUGGA